AUGGCAUCUCUCACGAAAACCAGGCAAUCCCCCUCCAAACCCACACCAACGGCCCCCUCACAAGAAUCCUUGUCCCUCAACCCCCAAACCAAGAAAUUCCUCCACCGCAUCUCCCUGCAUCCAACCCUAACCCCUUACCGCCGCCGCGUCUACCGCACCCUCCUCUCCGUGCCCGCAGGCCGCUGGACCACUUACUCGGCUCUCGCGACGCAUCUAGGCUCCAGCGCACGGGCUGUGGGGAACGCAAUGCGCACGAACCCGUUUGCGCCGGAGGUGCCCUGUCAUCGGGUGCUGGCGACAAACGGGACGUUGGGGGGUUAUAAGGGGGAGUGGAUCUUGGGUGGGAAGUAUCAGGUUGAGAAGAGGCUGUUGUUGGAGGGGGAAGGAGUUGUGUUUGACGAGGGGGGAAGGGCGCAGGGGGAGUGCUUUCGGGGGUUUGUGGAUCUGGGGAGUGGGAAGUAG
Messenger RNA from Aspergillus viridinutans, 462 nucleotides. Its product is annotated as MGMT family protein. Lineage: Eukaryota; Fungi; Ascomycota; Eurotiomycetes; Eurotiales; Aspergillaceae. The coding region runs from base 1 to 462 and encodes 153 amino acids. Gene Ontology annotation, molecular function: methylated-DNA-[protein]-cysteine S-methyltransferase activity. The transcript has a single exon. The record is from RefSeq and is a predicted model, not a curated record. Gene Ontology annotation, biological process: DNA repair.